CACCGCGAGUCCCUCUUCUCCUUUUCACCUAGCAAUUCCUCUCGACUUGCUCUCCCUGCGCCCGAGACAUCGCAUUCCCUGGUAUACCACGCCUCAAUUCAGCCGAGGAACCUCCCUCCGACCUCCCCAAUACCCCGGGCUCACGCACAGCCGUAGCAGCAACCCAUUGCUACGCUCCCCUCGAUUCCCCUCCUCCACCUACUCACCCCUCCGCGAUUCACCAUGGCUCAAAUCAGAGGCACCGCCGGCUACCACCUCGGCAACCAAUCCUCCGCGUCCUUCGGCGGGCCCUCGAAUUCCUCCGCGACCAACGACCCCUCGCCCCUCGAUGCCAUCCGCCGCCAGACGAGCAAGAUUGAGGAUCUCUUGGAUACGUGGUCGGACCCCGUCAAGCCGUAUCUGCCGGCCAUUGGGAGGUUUUUGAUCGUGGUGACGUUUAUUGAGGAUGCUAUUAGGAUACUCACGCAGUGGGGGGAUCAGUUGGAGUAUUUGCAUCAGUAUCGGCAUAUGCCCUGGGGCGUCAACCACGUCUUCCUCCUCGUCAACGUCGUCGCCAUGGUCAGCAGCAGCCUCCUCGUCAUCAUCCGCAAAUACAGCGAAUACGCCGUCUGCGGCCUCAUCGGCGUCGUCGUCACCCAAGCCCUGGGCUAUGGACUCAUCUUCGACCUGAACUUCUUCCUGCGCAACCUGUCCGUUAUGGGCGGACUCAUCAUGGUUCUCUCCGACAGCUGGGUGCGCAAAAAGUUCGCCCCGGCGGGACUCCCACAACUCGACGAGAAGGACCGCAAAAUGUACUUCCAGCUCGCCGGACGGGUGUUGCUGAUAUUCCUGUUCAUUGGAUUCGUUUUCGCCGGCGAGUGGAGCUUGGGCAGAGUGUUGGUUAUUAUCCCCGGUGCGAUCGCUUGUGUGAUGGUGGCGGUGGGAUUCAAGGCGAAGUGGAGCGCGAUUGUGCUGGUGAUGAUUCUCAGCGUGUUUAACAUUCUGGUCAACAACUUUUGGACGCUCCACCCACACCACCCGCACAAGGACUUCGCCAAGUACGACUUCUUCCAAAUCCUGUCCAUUGUCGGUGGGCUUCUGCUGUUGGUCAACAUGGGACCGGGACAAGUCAGCUUCGAUGAGAAGAAGAAGGUCUACUAGACAAGCACAAGCAAGAGGCCGAGCAACGGACAGGGCAACACAUCCAAAGAUUCACUGUUCGGAUCCGUCCAUGGUACGCGCCACGAAGGAGUUUGGAGAAAAGAGGUGCUUGCUGGAUGAGGCAAGAUGGAGAAGAAAAAGUACCUAUGCAUAUGCCGCGAGAGGCUGUUGCGCCUUUCGACCGCACAUGAG
Zymoseptoria tritici IPO323 is the source of this 1332-nucleotide messenger RNA. RefSeq lists its product as uncharacterized. Bases 223 to 1140 code for a protein of 305 amino acids. Gene Ontology annotation, biological process: Golgi organization. The transcript is spliced from 3 exons. Lineage: Eukaryota; Fungi; Ascomycota; Dothideomycetes; Mycosphaerellales; Mycosphaerellaceae. Gene Ontology annotation, cellular component: endoplasmic reticulum-Golgi intermediate compartment; endoplasmic reticulum; membrane. The record is from RefSeq and is a predicted model, not a curated record.